AUGAGCAGCCUGUCGGUCGGGCGGAAGCUCAGCCUGUCCCCGCACAUCCUAGAGCUCCUGGCGCUUCCCUGCUGCCUGGAGGAGCUGGAGGCCGACUGCCGGCCUUCCAUUUCAGAUGACUUAAAAGUAGGCUAUUUUAUCACAGAUCAUGCCACUCAAACAGAUAUCAAAGAAAUAGUAGAACUAAAGGAGCUUACUACUACUACACAAGCCCUAGUACAGUUCACUGACUCCAUCCAGGAAGAUUUUAUGAUCUAUAAAAAUAUUCUUCAAGCACAAUAUGAGGAAAAAAUACAAGAGCAGGCUUCGAAUCUCUGUAGACAGAUAAAUGACAGACUGAGAGACAUAGAAGCUUUUCAUAAACAGAAAGAAGUCAAAAUUCGACAAAGCUACCAACAGCAGCUAUGUGAUGCACUUGCUGUUCUCAGGGUAGAUUAUGAGAAAAAUUAUCGCAUACAGGAAGAUACAGAUUCCUCAUUAGCAGCGAGUUGGCAGGUUUUGAUUAAGACGCUCCAGGAGAAAGAGUCUAAAAUUCAAAAAUUAGAAGCAGAAUUACAAGAAUAUCAGGAAAAUGAAGAUACAAAAAUGAUUGUUUUUGACAACGAUGAUGACAAUGAAAAAAAUAUGCUUGAAAAAGAAAAUGAGGAUUUCAGAGAAGAGGUUUCUAGACUACUUGAUAGGAUUUCACAUCUUGAAGAGUCUCUGAAACGCAGUGAAAAAGAAAAUAAUAAAUUAGAUAAGGAGGUUCGAGGUAUGCAAUUAAAAAUGGAAAAAGAUGAGAAAACUGUUCAAAAGUUAAUUGAAGCUCAAGAAAAAAUAAAGAUGGAACUUGAAAAGGAGAGGUCAUUAAAUCAAAGUAUGCUCAAAGAACAAAAAGACAUUGAAACAAAAGUGGAAAAGAAGUUAUCUGACCUAAAGGAAAAAAUUCCAGCAUUGAAAGAAAAAGUUACAAAAAAAAAGGAGACAGUGAAAAGUGGAAGUGAAAUUACAGUGCCUCAUGAGAGCAGAGAAUCACAAAAGGGAUAUCACAAGCAGCAACAGAAGAAGAGUCCUAGUUAUAAGAAGGAAGCAGAAAGAAGAGCAUUACUUGCUGAAAUUGAGAAGCUGAAGAUAUCUGAAGGUCAAGAGAAGCAACACAUACAAAGUCUUAAAAACGAAGUUGAACAAAUUAACAGAAGCUGGGCAAAGAAAUUCCAAAUUCUAAAGAAAAGCCUGCAUGCCAUUAAGGAUGAGAUGUUUCUUAGACAUACUUUGUACCGUCAGGCAGCAGCAUUUAACCAAGCAUCCCUCAAUCAACCUUUUGCUGUUCCUCUCUAUAUUGAAACUGGUGCAAGCCAAAUAAAUGAACGAAGGGGUGGUUUAUAUUUCCCUUUUUCACCAUUGCCCCAGAUACGUUCCGAGUCUACUGCAGGGAUGGAAGAAACAGAUCUUAAUAUUGUAAAAAUUCCAACUGGAACAGAAAUGUGCUGUUUGUAUGAAGAUGUUCUUUCUCUUAUUCGCACAAGUUCAAGUAAAACCUACAUCAAGUUUUGGAAGUGA
This is a messenger RNA of Terrapene triunguis (Three-toed box turtle), 1539 nucleotides long. It is a transcript of the gene CUNH10orf67, whose product is annotated as chromosome unknown C10orf67 homolog. The record is from RefSeq and is a predicted model, not a curated record. Lineage: Eukaryota; Metazoa; Chordata; Testudines; Emydidae. Bases 1 to 1539 code for a protein of 512 amino acids. The transcript has 16 exons.